Messenger RNA from Python bivittatus (Burmese python), 7827 nucleotides. The record is from RefSeq and is a predicted model, not a curated record. Lineage: Eukaryota; Metazoa; Chordata; Lepidosauria; Squamata; Pythonidae.
CCACUUUUGGGAAAAAAGGAGACAGAUGUAUUUGUGCAUGCCCCGGUUGUGUAGAGCUGUAAAAUAUAAUGCACAUUUUUUUUUUUCAGAUUCAGAUCAAAGCAGCAGUCCGAGAACGGGAAUCAGUUCUGACCAGGAGGACAGUAAACCCAUAAUCACGCUGGGUGAGCAAGAGCAUGUCCAUAGCAAAAGAGGAGGACAGAGGAAAGAUGCAGCAGAUUUCCAAGAGAAUUUUGUUACGUCAGGUGUGUUCAGUGUCACAGAACUUAUCCAAGUUUCCCGGACACCAGUGGUGACAGGCACAGGGCCAAAUUUCUCUUUGGGAGAGUUGCAGGGGCACUUAGCAUACGACCUGAAUCCCUCGAGUACAGGGAUGAGGCGGACGCUCCCCAGCACUUCCUCCAGUGGGAGUAAACGGCAUAAGUCAGGAUCCAUGGAGGAUGAUCUGGACACCAGCCCCGGGGGUGAAUACUAUGCAUCCCCUAGCUCCCCCACAAGUAGCAGCCGCAACUGGACGGAGGACAUGGAAGGGAGCAUCUCCCCAACUGUGAAAAAGACAGAAAUGGACAAGUCUCCCUUCAACAGCCCAUCUCCGCAGGACACUUCACCCCGGCUGUUCACUCAGCAUCACCGUCCUGUCAUUGCUGUACACAGUGGUAUCUCUCGAAGUCCCCACCCCUCUUCAGCGCUGCACUUUCCCACCACCUCGAUCCUGCCCCAGGCAGCCUCCACCUACUUCCCGCACACAGCCAUAAGGUACCCGCCUCAUCUGAAUCCGCAGGACCCUCUGAAAGACCUCGUCUCGUUGGCUUGUGACCCAUCCAAUCAACAGCCGGGACCGUUAAAUGGAGGUGGUCAAGUGAAGGUACCCGGGCAUUACCUUCCUACCCAGAUGUUGGCGCCGCCACCCCCAGGUAUGCCCCGCCUGGCAAUCUCACCUGACACCAAAUCUACCACGACAACUUCCGAGGGAGGGACCACCUCGCCGACGUCUCCCACCUACUCCACCCCAGGCACACCCCCUGCGAACCGCUUCGUGGGAUUAGGACCACGGGAUCCUGGCAGCAUCUAUCAGGCACAGUCCUGGUACCUAGGCUAGUUGCAGCUUCCAUCUGCAUCAUCAUCAUCUUCCUUUCCCCCCCGGGCUUUGGGCUUCCUUUGAGGAGAACAGUGCAGCCCUCCCACCCCUGGCCCAAACCUUGGGGGCAGCAUGGAGAGAGAGAGAGAGAGAGAGAGAGAGACACGCAUUAACGUCAACAUCAUGAAGAGACAUCACAGAAGGACAGAAGGAAGGGAAGGGGAAAAGCUCAAACUUCUUUUUAAAAGAUAAAAACAGAAAACCGACCCUGCUUUCCAGCCAUCCCGACUGCGAUUUUCCUGAAAUGAGCAAAUUCGAGCAGGCAGCUUUCCGAGGGGAGGCGUUUUGGCCAGAAGCACUACACGCCUUUCAGAGGGAUGGAUUUCCCCAUCUACCCUACCAACUCGUGGCUAGCUGGAAUCCUGUCUCUCCCAUACUCGAAAGGGAUGUAUAUGCAAAAGUUUCUGAUUAUUUUUCCAUCUCUUGUGAGUAGAAAAAAAAAUUAAUCUGGCCUGCUGCAGAACCCUCCCCUCUCUUUUUUCUACGCUCAACACCCUCCCCGCUUCUCCUCCUCUGGGAAUGGGGGCAGCGUGACCAAGAGACUGCACUACAAAUCAUCUAGACUGGUCAAGCAGCUGAAGUUGGGCCAACGUCAAGAUGCAAAGUGAGCUAAUUCCCGCUCAAGAGAGAGGGAAAGAUAAAUGCUGGGCACCUUUUCAGUGUAUCUAUCUGUCCUCCUCCCCACACAAAAAUCUAUGCUUUGCUUUCUGAUGGGGGCUUGCUGGUCCCCAGCACCUACUGACAUGGUGUUAGCAGGACUUCUUUGGUGGAGAAGAAGGGGGCACGUGGCUUGUUUUCUGCACUCCUCUCCCAGAAUGCUUUGUGCUUUAGUCUCAAAAGACAUCCUUUUUUUGAAUGGAUUUGAGUGCCAAUGGUGUGGGGUGGGGAAAGGGAAGGAGACGGGUUGGUUUGACAGAGUCUGAUAUUGUGGGAGAAGGGAACAGAUUCAAGCCACCUAAAUUUAAUUUUGUUGACUUAGUGCAAUCCUGAACCAGAUGGUUUGGAAUGGUGGUGGGUUUUGUUUUUGUUUGGGAGUGGGGAGACAUUGAAACUUGGCUGUGAAUGUUGAAACCAUGCAUGUGUUGUUGGAUUGGGAUAGAAUGAAAGCUGGGGGAAAUGUGGCAUUUCUUCAAGGGGGGAGUCAGGAAAGAAUUUGCCAUUACACUGUGUUUAAACAGCACCCCAGCUCCCCUUGCUGCAACUCUGCCAUGACCAUAGGUCUGUCUUUAACCCUUGCCUUAAAGUUGGACCAAGGCUGAGAGGUGGGCUCUUUCUGCUCAGCCUGUAUGGACUUUUGUCAGCCUGUUCUCUUACGGGGAGGGAAUUGCUCUUGUGGGUGGGGUGGGGACAUGGCAUCCACAGCCUGCAGGUUCUCUUAAAGAUGGCUUCCGACCAGCUUUAACAUCCUUUCUUCAAAAGGUGGGCAGCCAGUCAGAUGAACACCAGCAGGGGCCUGUGCAACUUGUUGAAUCUCUGAUUCAGGGGACAGGAAGAAGUUGAGUGGGGACAGUGGGUCGGCAGGGCUUCGCUUUCUCUCCCCCUCCCCCCCUUGAGCUUCCAACCUUGUGUACAAAGAGCUAUGCAUGCCCUUGCAGACCAGCUUCAAGAUGAUUUUGAUGACUGCUAAUAUGGAUUGCACAUUUUUUUUGUAGGAAAUGCACUUUGAAGAGGAGGGGGAGGAAAAAGUAACUUGAGGGUGGAGGGAUAAGGAAGGUAAUCUCCUAUAGGGUAUGUGUAAUUUGUGUGGAGAGGAUCAUCAUGACUAUCCAGCCCACUGGGACGGGAUGGUGUCAAGUGGGGCCUUACACAGAAACCUUUCAGGACAAGAGAAAAAAAAUAGAUUCAGUAGGAGCAGGGGAUGGUGAUACCCUCUUCUAUCAUUGCCCCUUCAUGUAGAGCUCUAUCCUCUUCUUGCCCCUACCCCACCCCACAUGCAAGCCCCAAGGUGGAGCCUAGAAGCCAUCUAGGACUGGUUCAAGUGCCUACAUUUUAAUGCUCCAGUCCUUUUGCUGGGUUAUGGAGAGCGGCAUUCGUGAUGGAGACCCCCAUGGGGCAGGGGCAGGCUGAGCAAUGGCACUCCACCCACUUCACUUCAAUACUACUCCCCAUCCCUCUUUCCUAGCAGACACCAAAGCUUUAGAGGCCACGGAUUAAACUCCCUUUAACCCAGCCAAGAUUGGGGUGCCAGAGUUUGGCUCUAAGUCCUCCGUGACGGCCAGGUGGACAGCUGAUGAACUGGGCAGUCCAUGCUGGCUUCUGGACAACCUUCCUCUGAGGGCUGGUGCCGUCAUCCAUGAUUCUAAAAGCAUUCAGAAUGUUUCCUUCUCCUUGUGCCAAACUGUCAAGAUUUCAGAGGAAUCUCAUUGAGGCAGAGGAAUCUAUCCCAGAUUACAUCCUGGAGUGGAUUUGAAUCAGAAAGCAGACAUCUGUCAAGACUGAAUGAGACCAAUGAGUUGCAAGGAAUAGUUCAUUGGAAAGCCCAAGAAAACAUCAGUAUCUUCAAAUGAAAAGCUUCAGCCACAGACAGUUGGAUUUGCAGAACUAACUUGCCAUACAUUGGCCUAACACAAUGGCCAACUUUUACUCCUUAGAAAACUGUGGGAACUUAAGAGUAUAUCCCUAAUGGAGUGGCUAUCCAGCAGACUAAAAUUGGCUUAAUGGUAGUUCUCUUUCCCAGGGAACUCAUGGGAAUUGUAGUCCUAUGAAGGAGCUAGGGAACUUUUAAUGGAAUUCUCCUCACCCUCAUACUACACAUCCUAGGAUUCUUUGAGAAAGUACUGUAUUCACAUCUCUUCUUAGGGUAAUAUGUAGUUACCUUUGUACUGUAUUCUAUGAGAUAUGAAGAAGACAUUUCAAUCCUCUCCAGGAUGGAAAGAUGACAAAAUUUGGGCAACCAACACUAAUCUUCAGUUCUUUGCACCUUGAUACCUUUCUCUGGACUUCCAAGAGGAAUGCAUAUCCUAUUCCAUGUAUGUGAACAACUUCCAAUAUACAAGCAUAAGUUUCUUUCCUAACUUUCAGAGUGAACCUGUCGCUGUGUACAGAGGAGAUCCACUUCUAAGAUUGGGUGAUUUUAAUUUCUUUUAUUCUUCUGGGGUGGGGGGAGUAAAUUUUUUCUUGUGUGUCCAAACAGGCUGAAGGUGUUCCAGAUCUUUCCAACGAUGUCCAAAGGAACACAUGAAAGCAGGAUAUUUUUUUUAACAAAGAAGAAACAAGUAACACCCCUUUGCUCCUUCACUGCGGUGUUUGCCCAGGAUGUUGGCCGAGGCCAACCUAUGGCUCUACAGUCCUCUCUCAGGUGGAUCUUCCAUUCCAGAAUCUUCCAUCUUCAGUACAACUUUGUAGUUGAAAAGCUCCGACCUCUGUGCUCUCCUGUCCCCCUUGUGCGUCUUAACAUGUCAUGCAAUUUGGCCUCCGGCGCCACAGCCUACCUGGUACCCAUCUGGGGCUUGCGUUUGCAUAUGCAAAAUUUCCUUCCGACCUGCUCCCUUGGACUAAUGGCAGUGAAAGACUUUCCUAGAUACCCCCACCUUGAAUUUGGCAUCAUGGGGAGGGGGAGUUUCCAGCGGCACUUGUUUACACCUCUGCACCUUUACAAUAAGAAAUGUUGAUGCCGUGUUCAACCCAUGGGUGGGAACUGGGCAGAAGAAAUUAAUAUCUGUCAGAGCCCCUCCACCCCAGAAAACCGACCUCAGAUGUCUCCAAGCUAGGACUGUAUCAUGGAGACAAUGAGGGACUUCGUAUGUGAGGUUGAUCAGAUUUUUUUUUAAAGUGAAACUAAAAGGAAAAAAAUCUGCAGUUGAUGAAGAGGCAAUGUUUUAAGGAAAAAAAAAGAUUUAACCCUUACAAUAUAGAAUGCAUGGUGCUUUUAAACAGGAAUUCAUGUGACCUAGCUCAACCAAUCAGCUGGCUGAGAAUGUGCAUGGCAAUUAUACAUAAAGGCUCUUUUCCCCCAUCCCUACCCCACCCCCUCCCUUCCCCUUCUUUUUCCUUUUAGUCCACAUCUAUGAUGAGGGACACAAAAAAAAAAAGAAGAAAAGAAAAGAAAAAUCUUCAUUUUUCCUAAUUUGCACGAGAAAAAAGAAAAUACGUUUUAUACCACAUAAUGUGCCUUGCCUUCUAAAAAACGUAUUAACUCUAAUGAGAUCAAUGCACAGGUGUUGCUGCAUGCUAUUUGAUGCGUGUAUGGGGGAAAAAUGGGGAAAAAGAAAGAAAAAAGGGUUGGGGUGGCAUAGGGGUGGGGGAUAUAUUGCCAUUUUUUAAAAAAAAACAUGGAUGGGAGCAUGGGAGGGAUAGGGGAACUGAAGUGGGAUUUUUCAGUUAAUUUUAAUUACAAAUUCAGAUCUUUAUUAAAAAUGUCUGCGUGAACCAUCCCCAGUUCAGGCUUCUCCAGGUGUGUUGUGAAUGCAGUUCCCUAAAUGCUCAGAGCCUUCAUUCGUUGAGAACUUGGGGAAUUGCAGUCCCAACUCAUCUGAAGGGCCCCAGGUUGGACGAAGCUGAUCUACACUAGGAUGGGCCAGAAAAGGUUGAAACAGCAUUUGGACAGCUGAGGAGCUCAGUGAGAUCAGUUUUACGGCUCCAUCUCUCUCUUCCAGAGCUUCUCUUCAGAAGUUCUGGGCUGAGAGUCUUAUUGCUGAAAGUUAUAUGUAAAAGACAUGGGGUAUAUUUAUUUUAUUUUCACCCUGCAGAAAACAGAUUGGUAGGUUGGUUGGUUUUGUCAGAAGCAAAGGCUUUCUCAAACUGUUUGUUUGCUUACACUCUUUUCCCUGAGUUGCAAAUCCAUGUUAAGGUUGCACUGCUCACUGGAUCAUCCUGAGAAGGGAACUGUAUUUCUAGGCCUCCAGCCACUGGCCAUAAUAACCCAUGUGAUGAACUCAACUUGAAACAACCUAUUUGUUUUUAAAGGCAAUUGUAUAUUUUGGAUAUGAGUAUAUCCAGUUGGUCCUAGUAUUCCUGUUCUCCCAGAAAUUUUGGGAAAGGAAUGUGGAGAACUUCAAGGGCAACUCCUUCAAAACAGGAAUCCAAGAACUGCCUUGCUAUAUGAGACUUGUCUUAUCCAGACUUCUCUUUAUGAAGUAGCAAACCGGAUGUCUGGAGGACUCCCACAAACAAGGCCUCCUAUUUUGUGGUCCUCCCCUGCUCUCUGUACCUGGAGGCAGAAUCCCACCUGAGCCUGGAAGACCUUAUAAACAUCCCAAUAAUUUAUUUUCAGCUUAGACAAGAGAAGCAACUGAUUUUAAGCCAGGGCACAGAACCAUUUCUCAGCUUAAAAGCCCCACUUGGUCUUUGAAUGAUAGAUAUGCUAGAGGCUGAAUUCCUAAAAAAGUGAAUGGCUCCAGAAUAAAACUAAAUUAGAUUAAAUUCAGACGUCAUUAAAUGCAAUAUUAUAUGAAUAUUCCCUGUGGGUUUUAACAAAUUUCCUUCCUGUGUGUUUUAAUUUUUUUUUUCCUGUCGUAUAAAAAUUACAACUUGACCACAAAUUUUGGGACAGGUUUUAGAGCAUGGCAGUGCUGAAUGCAGCAAUGGGGCUAUGUGUAUCCAUUCCUGUUUUAAGCCUACUGCAGAACAGAUAUUCUCCAAGGAAUCAAGAUUAGAAUUUUGACUCUGCAUCAGUCCAGUCUUUUCCACUUUGAGGCAGGAGGCAAAUGUGGUUUCUUCCUCAUAAUAAGCCAUCAUUUCCUUUCUUUCUCAGCAAGGCAGUGAGGUGAUAAUCUGAACUAGGAAACCUGGCAUUAUGGGUCUUGUCACAUGUCUUCCAGUUAUAAAUAUAAUCAGAAAUGAAGUUUCAAAUAUGCAGUGCCCUUCUGUGUGCAGUGGCUAAACGCGUGUUUAGCCCCCAUUGUAGUAACACGAUUAUCUCAGCAGUUUAAUGUCCAUGAGAGAUGUAUGUCUUGGUUUGGGUAGAUUUUAACUCUGGGGAGAGGAGGCUUGGCUGAGGAUUUCUAAUACCGUACAUUUUCUUUUGCUUUGUAACUUCCCCAAGUUUCCAGUGGUAGCAUAUGGAGGUUAUUGUUGUUGAGCUUCAAUCUUGGCUUAUUGAAGUUAGUGGAAAAGAGUUGAACUCAACCCUUCACUUUUCUCUUUUGGGCUGAUUUGUGAUAUUUGGAAUAGACUGGAAGAGUGGUGAAAUAGGUACAUGUACAUUGGUGGCUCAGGCAGGUGUACAAAUAUGGGUAGCUUAUAUGUAUGACUUGGAUAUUCCAGACGUGGGGAAGGCGUGGGUUAAAGGCUGGUGCUUCAAAUUUACAAGGGAAUCUGUUCAAAUUGUUUCACCAAAGGACAUUCAAGAUUCCUACUGACUGAAAAAGUAGAAAGACUUCUAUAUUUGGAAGAAGGCCCAAUCAGCCCAACCCAAUCAGCUCCCAUUAGAAGACGGUAAUUUAGCAUCAUCUGCGAGUGUGACCUCUCACACUCACAACUAAGAGUGUGGGAGUGAAGCUACCUCUUCCACUGCUCCACCAGCAUACUUCGUCCAAUCGUUCAGUGUACUGGCCAAACAGAAUUCAAUACCCUUUGAGUGGAUUCCCUAAAAGGGGUGUAUGGAGAAUGAGAGAGACUGGCAGAGUCCUUUAAAGAUAGGCCACUUUGCUUUUACAGUAAAAAUAGGAUUAAUUGCAUCUGUAAUUAAAAUUUAUUUUACUGGUUAGCGCAGGGUUUCUCAGCGUUGGCAACUUUAAGACGUGUGGACU